Messenger RNA from Spodoptera litura, 4166 nucleotides. RefSeq lists its product as uncharacterized. Gene Ontology annotation, molecular function: cysteine-type deubiquitinase activity. Lineage: Eukaryota; Metazoa; Arthropoda; Insecta; Lepidoptera; Noctuidae. The record is from RefSeq and is a predicted model, not a curated record. Gene Ontology annotation, biological process: protein deubiquitination.
UAACGAUCGAUAUUUAUGUUUUGCCGUACCAUACACGUGAUGUAACGUGAAUAAUUUGUUUAAUUUGUGUUUUUAUGAACAUAGGCUGUGUCAUGAUAUGUCGCUAAAAAUAAUCCUGGAAUGUAUUUUUGGAAUUAUAUUUGAUGAUUUUGCGACUGCGAAGCUGUAAAGACGUGUGAAAGUUGUAAUUACGCUUCAAAUUCUAGUUUUUAUUAAGUGUCCUUGACGUAAAAAAACAAUAUUUCGAUCCAUAGUAUCAAGUUACGUGUUUUUAACGCAAAGGAAAGUCCAAAAACGCAACUAACCAAAGUGUAUUAGAAGAAAUCAUGCAAAGAAAACGUCCGCCGUCCAGAAUUAAAGUUAGACUAGAAUAGACUAAGACAUACUUACAAUAAGGAUAUGUGUUAAACACAGUAAGAAAUAACUUGGAAUCCGCCAAAAUGCCCGUCGUUUCACCGUCUCGAUACAGCACCACGUCAUCGAGCCUCUCCGGCUCGUACAGGUCCACUUUGACCUCAUCGACAGUUGACAAACCCUACUACAGGUCUACAAGCGAAAACUAUGGCACCAUUCGAAGUUUCGAAAAGUCAGAAUAUAGAUCACGGUUCUCUGACCUUGAUGGGAAUCGUGAGAGAAAGACUAUUGUGGAGCGCUCAAGGACUUCCAGAGCGCCGAGCAUCGCUGACUCUGACAGCGGUAUCUCUAGCAGGUAUCGCUCAGAGAGAAGUGAAUCCCGCUCAAGAGAUAUCUCAACAACUAGGAGUGAAAGUAGCAAAACAUCAAGUGAUACUCUUGGGCGGAGACGUCCUGUGAUCCCAUCAGCGGAUUUGGCGAUGUCACACGCAGAUUGGUAUAAUAAAUAUUCACCAGCCAACUACAUACCUUUGACGCAGAGGAUUCAGCAACAGCAGCAGCUUAACCAGAACUUUGGGGAAAUUUCAAGGUCGAAGUCUAUAUCCAAUGAUAUCGGUCGGCCUCCAGUUUCUGACCCAACGCGAUUGGCCAGAAAAGCACGGAACUCGGCAGCUACGAUAUCCGAGAGACCGGAACGAAGAUCGUAUAAGGAAAGCUCACCAGUUUACAAGAGGGGAAUGGUAAACGGUGUUAAGGACACCAACGGAAACGAAGUGCCCUCCGUGUCGGAGAUCAGAAAGAGAUUCGACCCGAAAAUGACCGUAACGAAACUACCCGCGAACGACUCGCGGUACACCGAACAAUAUCUAAACCAGCUCAAGGACUGCGAAAACGGGACCGUAGGCUACACAAAAAUCGUCCCGAAAGACGAAAAGCCGGUACCAGUACAUCUGCCUUACGAAAAGAAUGGUUUGCGCUGGGAAAUAGGUUCCUCCAGCUCCCGAUCCAACUCCAACUCAGACCUAUCACUCAGUAAGACUAUAUCCGAGCCAGUAUGCCUAGCCAAACCAAUACACGAUAGAAAUAGUUCCAUGUCCACCUCUCUCACCUCAAAACUGCCUUCCGACCGUCUAGCCAGCAUUAAAAGCCAGCUAGACCCAAACAAUCCAAUAGGAAAGAUUCUAGAAAAGUCCACAGUCAUCCACGUAGAAAAUGGCGAUUUGGAUUAUAAGAAAAAUAAUUCAGACGGAAGUAAAAUUAAAGAUAUAAAGAAUGAUAUAGAGAAACAAACGAAAACUCCUAAACAUACGUCUAACUUCGCUUCCUACAUUCAGAUCUCGCAGCCUGUUUCAUCAGGGACGACGCCGAAAAAACAGAUAGACUUAAAUCAUACGGUUAAUGAGGAGUCACCUAAGAACGAUGUGAAAGCAGAGCCAAGGAAACGAGCUAGUUUAAAGUACAUAGACUCAGAAGAUGAUAGAAUACUUCUCGACAAUGAUAUAGAAUCUCCUAGCGGUACCGGUUUUGAGAACAAAACGUUUGAACAUGAGAAUUAUUUGAAGAAGAGAACGGAAAAGAGUGAAGAAGGGAAGGAGAACUUGGAGGAGAUUAAAUCAAUGGAGACGAGUACUGAGAGUACUAUAAGUGAACCGACUGAUGAUACUAACAUGAGCCCUGAUACUCCAUCUUCCAGAAGAAGAGUGUUGGAGUCGAAGGAUUACGACGAUAUUAAAGCGGAGUUGGCCGGUGGUAAGAGUGGGCCCAGUGGGCUGCGCAGGAGCAGCGAGAGAUCCGAAUCAGUGUCUGAAGGACGUACGGACAAACAUAGUCAUACUAGUGGUCUAAACGGACUCCGGAACAUAGGCAACACAUGUUUCAUGAACAGCGUCCUGCAAUGUCUGUCGAAUACCAAGCCGCUGCUGGAGUACCUCUCCGACGAUAAAUACACGGACGAUAUCAACACCACGCUGUCUUGUAUGAAGGGGGCGCUUAUUAAAGCAUUCGGCAUAGUUAUAAAGGAACUUUGGCGCAGCGGCGAGAAGGACGCGGUGGUGAACACGACGGCACUCAAGUCGCAGGUACAGAGGUUCGCGCCCCGGUUCAUGGGAUACAGCCAGCAGGACGCUCAGGAGUUCCUCCGGUACCUGCUGGAAGGUCUGCACGAGGACGUGAACCGAGUCACCGUCAAACCGAAACCGAUACUCACUGAGAUCGAUGACAACCUUAGCGACACGGCGAAAGCAGCGGAAGCAUGGAGUCGCUACCUGCGCAUGGAGGACAGCCGCGUCGGGGACAUCUUCGUCGGACAACUCAAGUCCACGCUCCGCUGCACGCACUGCCAUCACGACAGCGUCACCUUCGACCCCUUCUGGGACCUCAGUUUGCCGAUCCCGUCCCGCACGGGCAACCUGAAGCUGCAGCAGUGUCUGUCUCACUUCACGCGCGAGGAGGAACUCGACGGGGACGAGAAACCGACGUGUUCGAAGUGCGGUGUCCGCAGAAAGUGCCUGAAGUGGUUCACAGUACAGAAGUUCCCGCAAGUCCUGGUGCUGCAUCUCAAGAGGUUCUCCCCGACGGAGCGUUUCCGUGGCAAGUUGAACGUGUUGGUGGAGUUCCCGCUGAGCAACCUCGACAUGUCUCCGUACGCGGCCGCGCGAGGGCCCGCGCCCGUCUACAACCUCUACGCAGUCAGCAACCACUCGGGUACGACGUACUCGGGUCACUACACUGCGUACUGUAAACAUCCGUACACUGGCGAGUGGCACGAGUAUAAUGACUCACGGGUGUCCCCAAUAAACAGUCGCAACGUGGUGUCCUCAGAAGCGUACGUCUUGUUCUACGAGUUGGCGCGACACACGUAGCACCCCUUACCCCCUCCCCUUACCCCUCUAUACCCCCUUACCCCCUCACACUACUCAGACGCCGCCAGAAUUACCUGCCGGCCGGUAUGACUCAAGAACUAAAUUGAAUUAUUUGGACUAGAAUCUGAUGAAGCGAUUUCAAGCCACAUAAGACGUCUGCUGAACAUAGAUCUCUUAAUUUUUGGUGAUCCCCUAAUAGUUUUUCAAGCUUGGGGAUUGAUGAUAAUCCCUGUUUUAAGAAGGAAGUGUUUUUUCCGUUUUGGACUUAUUCCAGCUAACGAUGGUGAUCAUCGAAACAAUAACAUGAUUUUAAUUUCUUAAAAUCAAUUGAGUGAGUAUCAUGUUCUUCGGAUGUAUAUAAUUUGGUCUUAAAAUCACUUUAUCUCGUUCUAAAAUUGUCUAAUGCUAAUACUCAGUCCAUUUUUAUAAAAAUUCUGACGAUGAAAAAGGACGAAACUAUGUCGAAAUAUCGUCGUCUCUUUCACACACCAAAAUAUAAGUCUAUAGUUAAAAGAAAUGCCUUAUAAAUAUAAUUUUAAACAAAUGCUUAAAGGAAUGAAUAGUACAAAACGCAAUAGUAACUUUAGGCUGUAUAUAGAUAGCCGAAUUAACUGAAAACUAAUUUAAUUAUCCACUCAUAAGGUUGAUUUUUCUGUGAGAGUUGUAAUUGAAUUCAUGUGUGGUAAUUUAAUAGUCAAUAAUUUCCGGAAUGAAUAAAAAUAACGUCAAACUCCUUUUUUAUAGUAUCCUAAAACCAGUUCCUAAGAAAAAAAAUAGUUAUAACGCUUUCUGGAAACUGUAUCAAAAUCGGUACAGCCAGUCGCGGGAUAAUCAUGGACAAACAUAAAUUUUUUGAGGUAACAUACAAUGGUAUGCCCAUGUUCACAUCGCGGAGAAUCUAACGGGUAACCGGGGCUCCGGCUCGACGUGCAGGAGAAGGAACGGGGUGGU